Molecule: messenger RNA, 1372 nt
Organism: Pelmatolapia mariae (spotted tilapia)
Lineage: Eukaryota; Metazoa; Chordata; Actinopteri; Cichliformes; Cichlidae
Exons: 9
Coding region: 1-1152 (383 amino acids)
Source: RefSeq, a predicted model, not a curated record
AUGCUUACGGCCUCGGGAGAGCAGAUCUCUUCCCCGUCCAAGUACAGAGGAACGCAGGGCUGCAGAAUGAAAGGAUCCAUCUUGUGUCUGUGCAUAGGUCAUCAAUCAAAUUUUGACACAAGGAAGCCCCUCAGUGAUGAGCUUUCUGUCAGUGUCACUGCUCCUUCAGUAGACCAGCAGGAUGGAAACACUGGACUUGCCAACGCUGAAACUCUCGUCUAUGAAGGAGUGGAAGGAGGAAACAUCACAGUCGAAUGUAAAUUUUAUUUCCCAGGAAGUAAGACAUUGUUCUGCAAAGACAAAUGUGAAAAAGGAAACGUUCUCAUUGAAACAGCUGAUUACACAGCUCAGAGCGGCAGAUACAGCAUCAAAUUUGUAAAAAAGAAUGUACUGUCAAAGGAUAUUGUGUACGUGAGCAUCACACAGCUGAACAAGUCUGAUUCAGGAUGGUACAGGUGCACACUGGACAGAAGUUUACAACCAUGUGAUUUUCAGCUUGUCAUCACAGGAGCUUCAAACAUUUCAACACCUCAUCAGCCUUUAUCAACAUCAACGUUUCUCCUGUUGACCUCCACAACAACAACAACAACAACACAGCAUUUGAACUUCAGUUCAGGAAGCUUCACAGCUUCAUCAGCCUCCUCUGAAGUCUCCAGACAGCCUCAAACAGCUGCAGGUUCAGAUAAGCUGCUUCAUGUGAUUCUGAUUCUGGUCGCUAUGAUCACCAUCUUAUCAGCAGCUUUGCUCAUUUUCUACAAGAACAGGAAGAAUAAACCAAAAGGACCUCCUAUGAUGACUGAACAUGCUGAUAUCACACAGGCCAACUGGCUUUAUGGAAACAUCACAGGGGAUGAAACUCAGAACAGUGUAACUCCUGUGCGGGUGUUUUCAGUUUAUGACUACCCCGAAGGCUCGCAACCAGAUGGAGUUGAAAACCAAGAGCUCUACAGCCUCGUCACCGCUCCUCAGAACACAGCUAAAGAUGACAUGAAUGAUGCUGAUUACACUGAAGUGGAUUUUCCCCAAAUUCCUUCCUCCAACAGCGCCCCCUGUGGUAAUAUAUGUGACACUGUCUACUGUACACCUGCGAUUUAUGCCAAUCACACCAACGUUGGUUCACCUCCUCUGUACUCUACUGUUGAAAUACAUUAGUUCUAAUGCUGUGGAUGGCACCUCAGUAGUCAGCAGGUGAACAUAAUUAGCCUUGGAUAAUUGCCAUUUUUACGAUAGCUACUCAUUAUUUAGCUUAAAAGAUAACUAAUUCACUUUUUUUCAAACUAUAGUAUUUCCCAAUAAUGUUAUUGUCAUAAUUGAUAGACAAUUACAUAAAAUCAUAAUGAAAUAAACUGCAGCAUCCCGUAAAUGUCUGUUG